Penicillium olsonii is the source of this 1389-nucleotide messenger RNA. The record is from the annotation of a GenBank genome assembly. Lineage: Eukaryota; Fungi; Ascomycota; Eurotiomycetes; Eurotiales; Aspergillaceae.
AUGGCCACAGAACGUUACCAAUUGGCAGAAGUACUAGCCGUGGCCAAAAUCCACCCGUUCUACAAUCCAGAUGUCGAUUAUCCUCCCGAUACCGACACGGUCCAAAGACUUCGUGAGUUAAUUGACCAAAAAGCGAACCCUGCUCUCCAGGAACAGCCAUUGCUCAACAAGAAAACACUGUACAAGGUCAUUGAGCGGCUUAUCCAUGAUAUGGACCCCCUGAACACAUAUCGGCAAAGUUCUUAUAUGUCCAUCACUGGCGGCGGCUCUGGAGGGAUUCCUAUGUUGUUUGCCGUGGAUGCAUAUGAGAACCGUCGGCAGAGGGCCCAGAUGGGAAAUUUCAUCAAACUUUGUGGUAUGAUUGAGCCGGGAGAUUGGGUGCUAUCCACCCAUUUGGCCGGGGGGUUCUACAGGUCCCUCGAUCUCACGACGGAGGUCAUGGAAAAUGCUGGAGCGACCGUUUUGAGCGCCGGGAGCUAUAUGCCACCUACGGAAGUUGCUAGGUCUCUGGCAGACUACCAUGUCAAUGUCUUAGCCGGCGACGGCAGUCAAGUUGUUCAAGUUGUUCACCAUAUCUCGAUGUUGCCUCAGGAUUAUCGUGAUCGUAUCAACCUGGAGAAGAUAAUCUAUACUUCAGAGCCCCUUACUAGCCCCCAGCGGGUGUUCAUCCAGACGAUUCUGAGCGGUGUUAAGAUCCUUUCCUUGCUGGGUAGUUCCGAAGCGGGUCCCUGGGCGAUCAGCAGCCCCGAUCUAACGGGAGAGCACAGCCUCACUGGUAGCAGCACCGAUUUUGUCUUUGACACGCGCAGCAUGGUGAUUGAGAUCGUUUCACCUUCCGACCUAAACAGUGCAGCUCAGCCCGAUCUGCACCCAAUCCCACUUGGUGAACCAGGCCUCGUCGUGCAGACAUCUCUUCAAAGACUGCGCAAUCCCCUGAUACGCUAUAACACCGGUGAUAUUGGUUCCGUUCAUCCCCUACCGGAUACGGCCUCUGCUAUGAUUCCUAAGGCUGACCGGGAACACCUCCGUGUAUUGCGCAUGCGCGGGCGUGACCAUCGCUUCAGCUUCAAGUGGUAUGGUGCAUAUUUCGAGUUCGACAAGAUCGGCGCCUUGAUGCAAACGAAGGAAUUUGGCAUUCUCCAGUGGCAAAUUAUUUUGGACAGACUGGAGACUACGCCCCAAUCAACUUUGGAAAUUCGCUUGCUCAAACGUUCACAUGAUGGCGUUAUAUCUGAUAAAAAUCUCAGACAUCGAGUCGAGGACUUCUUUCUUAUAUUUCCCGAGAAUGAGCAUCUUGCACGGAUUGUGUUUGUCAAUGACCUUGAAGGGUUUGAGCGGAGCAUUACUGCGAGGAAAGUCAUCAAGUAUAUAGAUCGUUGGAAUCAUUGA